AUGUCUGCCUCAUCCCCUGCCUCGUCCUCGCUCGGAUUCCGCACGUCGUUGCACUAUCCGCGGGAUUUCCAACAUCUCCCGGUCCGACUUCGAGCCAGUCAAACCGCUUGGGAACUCUACCGAGCUCACCGCGACGUCCGUUCCGCCCUCCCCUUGGGCGACGGGUCAUUCGCUGUGUCAUCCAACGCCCCGUAUGUCCCGUCGCCACCCCCAGGGACAAACGAUCAGGAAGAAGUUUACGCGGAUGGGUGCACAAGCUGGUUCGAGCCUGGGUACCACGCCCAACACUGGAACAGCGCGUUCGAACAUCGUGCAUUCAUUUACGAAUCACCUGAGAAUGAUGAAGGAGUGGACGCUGCCUUCGUUCUGCUCGACUUCAAGCGUGGUCGGUGCCCAGUCUCCUUCCGCGUUUCCUGCAUCCAAAACGGGACGGGCACUCCCACUCGCAACUUCUCACUCGCAUUGCGGACCCUCUACGACGCGGAACUCCAUCGCGCCGAGGAAUUCUACAACCUCGACCGUUCCCCUCCCUCCGGUUUCGUCCUUCGUCCCACUUGCGUCCAAGACGCGCUCUACGACUUCGGCAGCCUCACCGUCAAUCUCCACGCGAUGCGCAAGAUCGUUGCUCUCAUCCAACGCCAUCUCCUGGAGCUGCGAGCUUACGCGCUUCACGCCUACCUACGGCGAGCCUUCGCCGAGGGAUGCUUUUCAAUCCCGUGUCCGGAUUUGGUGGGAGUGGGGUGCUGGGUAGAUGAAAGGAAUGAAGAGGUACGGAAGCGUCUUGCUUGGUGUGGGGUCCCAGUUUGGUACGUUACUUGUUCGCCUCCCCCCUCAAGCCAGAUUGUCUCGACCAUAGCCCCAAUGGACUCUCGACUCUCAUGGGAGGAAUGGGACGUGACAGAGCAUGCACCGCCGCAGCCUGUGGGAAGGCGCACUCGUCAAUGUAUGCGUCAAAUUCAAGCUGACCUCGAUAGCGCUGAAGAGGACUCCGACCUCGACAUGGGCGACGCCAGACGACGAGAUCGAGGCCCUCCGCGACGACCAUCCCCGGCGCCCCCCAUCCCCGCUCCCUCAGAUCGACGAGACGAGGCUAGGGACGGAGCCCCGUUCGACAACUUGGACGAAGGAUGGGUCAAUAACCCCGCCCUCGGGUCGCUCUCGGAUUCGACGCCUCGAGCCCGGACCCCGUGCAGAGAGCCGGAACUGCCGCUCCUGCGCGAGGAUCCGCUCACAUCUUCGGUCUCCUCGAAAACGCGCGGAGAGUCGGAACUGCCGCUCCCGCGCGCGGAUUCGCCCAUGGCCGUAUCACUCCCGGCGAGCCCAGUCGAGUCGCUCGCUCCGCUCCCGACGGCACCAUCUCCGCUGUCGUCCCCUCCGCGUCCCUCCUUAGACAAGGGCAAGCAGCGGGCUAGUUCUCCAUCACCUCAGCCCUACGGGAGAUACGGUCCGUCUUUCCGCCGCCCUCCCUCUCCGGACCCUCGGCCCAUUCGCCGCGCGCUAUCUCGAUCGCGAUCUCCUCGGCCCUAUCGCCCUCGACCUCGGUCGCCUUACCACGCUCGGUCUCCUCCUCGUCCUCUGUCGCCCCGAAGAGGUGGCGACUUCUACAGGCCCUCCCAGUCCGCGGGGUACUCCCGGCGUGCAAAUCGAGACGGGAUGCACCGAGCCGCGCCUCAAGAAAGGGCACCUAGAGCCACCAGAGGGCGUAGUCCUGCUCGAAGGAUAGAUUCACCUCGUCCGCCCCGUUCCCCUCCGCGCGAGCCUGCCCCUCGGAGCAGCUCCAACAACACCGGCCGACCUUUGGCGGAGCGGAUACAUCCCGCUCCCGUGCCUGCCUCGGCUCGUUCGUUGGAGGAACGUCUACGGGUCGACGAGACGAACCUCCCUAGAUCCGCUCCCGUCGCGGACACCAAUGAGCCCGGUCCCUCGCUCCUCUUGCGCUUAAGCGACUCCCGAUCUCUGCUCGCUCACGUAGGAACGACACUCGAGGAACGACUCUCCGACACCCGCGUAGCUGAUGGCGAGAACGACACUCCCGCCGACGAUGACGGAGACAAGGGCACCCAAGGCCUGGAUCCAGAGGACCCACCCGCGAACCCCUACCGGAUCGUCACUCUUCCGUCAGGAUCCCCUCUGAGGAUGCGGCUCGACCUUCACUCGCCGCUCGAAGUGGUCGAAUACAUUCGCCGACCCUUCGAGCGCAACGAGUUCACGCCCGCUCCUCGCCGACCUUGGGAAAACGAGCUCGGACCGGAACCACAAUUCCCUGCGGACGGGUUACUCCUCUUGCCCUCGCCUCAGCUUCUGCUCGGACGACCCGACGACCGGUAUGGCGCCCUCUUGAUGUGGCUCAAGUCAAGGGACACGCAAGUGGCCGCUCUUGACCUUCCGCCCGGUGAGUGGGAGCCGCUCAAGUUCAAGACUUGCCCUCUCCGCCCACUCCCCGCGACCGAGCUUCCGUACCACCGCAACCCUCAUCCGGACAAGGAGGACAAGGAGGUAUGGGAGCUCCGCACCUUCCACUUCCGAUCGAACGUCGAGCGCAUCGUAGCGGCCAAGCACCCAGCCAUGCGAGGCGCGACGUCUACGACCGCCCAUGGCGUGCUUUGGGCCGGGAUCCGCGACAGAAUUCGUCGAGUCUGGGGGGCCGGACUGUCCGUCUACCCCUCAUACUACGAACCUCGCUACCUCGACAGCGAAGACGAUGUGGUGAGGCUUGCGCACUGGUGCACCUUGGGGAGGGUUCUCUUGGAGUUGGACAUUCGGGACGAUAUUGCGAAGGACCUGAGACUCGCGGUGGGGGGCCCUGUUACGGAUGCGGCGGACAGGCAUCCUACAUCCUCGUCCGAGUGCGAUUUCGCCGCGCCGUACGAACUAGGAUCAAGUCCCUCCAACGUCGGGCUCCUCGCCCUUCGUCCUCGACACGAGCUCCUCGCUGCGCUGUCCCUCUGA
This is a messenger RNA of Fomitopsis serialis, 2949 nucleotides long. RefSeq lists its product as uncharacterized. Lineage: Eukaryota; Fungi; Basidiomycota; Agaricomycetes; Polyporales; Fomitopsidaceae. The coding region runs from base 1 to 2949 and encodes 982 amino acids. The record is from RefSeq and is a predicted model, not a curated record. The transcript has 3 exons.